Messenger RNA from Chenopodium quinoa (quinoa), 1877 nucleotides. Its product is annotated as transcription factor bHLH30-like. NCBI's taxonomy places the organism in Eukaryota, Viridiplantae, Streptophyta, Magnoliopsida, Caryophyllales, Amaranthaceae. Bases 418 to 1566 code for a protein of 382 amino acids. Gene Ontology annotation, biological process: regulation of DNA-templated transcription. Gene Ontology annotation, molecular function: protein dimerization activity; DNA-binding transcription factor activity. The transcript is spliced from 2 exons. The record is from RefSeq and is a predicted model, not a curated record.
AGUUUAGAUUAAAUGAUGAAAAAUUUUAUAUUAUACUCCGUAUAUAUAUACUUCAUUCUACUUAAAAGUCAUCACUCCCCAAAUAACCUUCCAUGUUCCAACUGAUGGAAGGAGAGAGAAUUAAACAAAGAAAAGAGAUAAUUAAUUAAUUAUUAUUUAAAGAUUUAAGCGCACUUAGAGUUAAAGAGAGAUAAUUACACUAAAGUGUGUAUUAGAAAGGUUUGAUUACAUAUAUAAACAAGACACCCUUUCUUCAAAAGAGACAAUACUCCAAGACCCCCUCAUCAACUAAAAUGUGUUUCCCUUUCUCUCCCCUUUCUUCUCCCUUCAUUCUUUCCUCUUUUACCCUAUAAAAAAAAAACACAAAAACAAAAAUCUCUCUUUUUCAUAAAAUUAUUCUCUAUCUUUUUCAAAUGAAUGAAUAAUAUUGAAGAAUUACAACAACAUCAAAAUCAACAAGAAGAAGAAGAAGAGGAAUUACAAGCAGAUUACCAAAACUGCCCUCAACCAAAUAAUAACAACUUAGAAAUAAUGCAACAAUAUCACCAAGCAACAUCUCAUUCUGAUCCAUUUGGAGGUAAUUUUGUAGGUGGUGGUGGAAGGGCAGGAAUGGUAUUUCCAGAUCUUUCCCCUCCGCCACCGAUACCGCCACAACAACACCUCUUACCAUGGGAGCUUCCACAAGUAGUCCAUUCAUUCCAACCUUCUAUGACAAAUAACCAUAAUCUUGAUCCCUACUUUUUUCCGUCUUCGUCUUCGUACGGCGGAUUGUUUACUACUCGAAGGUCAUCAUCAUCUAAUCAUCAUACAAAUUCACUUCAGUUUGCUUAUGAGGGUGCAUCCUCGGAUCAUCAUCAUCUUAGGCUUCUUUCCGAUGCCCUCGGUCCGAUGGUUCAUCAACCGGGUUCGGCUCCUUUCGGCCUUCAAGCUGAGCUUAAUAAGAUGACUGCUCAAGAGAUCAUGGAUGCUAAAGCUCUUGCUGCUUCUAAGAGUCAUAGUGAAGCCGAACGUCGUCGCCGCGAAAGGAUUAAUAAUCAUCUUGCUAAGUUGAGAAGCUUGUUACCUAGCACCACUAAAACGGACAAGGCGUCGUUGCUAGCGGAAGUGAUCCAACACGUGAAGGAGCUAAGGAGGCAGACGUCGAUAAUAGCCGAGACAAGUGUAGUCCCAACGGAGAGCGACGAGCUCACGGUGGAUCCAGCAUCGGAUGAACAAGAUGGCAAGUUUAUAAUUAAGGCAUCGUUGUGUUGUGAUGAUCGUACUGAUUUAUUACCGGAUUUAAUCAAGGCCUUAAAAACCCUUAGGUUAAGGACCUUAAAGGCGGAGAUUACUACCCUAGGUGGAAGGGUUAAGAACGUACUAUUUGUCACACAUGAGCCUAAUAUAAGUGACCAUGAUAAUAAUGAUAACCAAGAUGACCACGACGAGGAUGUACCACCUGGCCAAUGCUCGAUAAGCUCGAUACAAGAGGCGUUGAAGGCGGUUAUGGAGAAGUCCGGCGGUGGGGAUGAGUCUACUUCGGGUAAUCCUAAGAGGCAAAGGACUGCAAACAUUACAAUCUCUUAACUUAAAUGAUAUAGUACGUACUAUAACUAUUAUUAGUACGAUUAUAUUUAACAAAGGGUCACAUUGAAAUAUUUUAUACUAACAAAUAUGACCUUAAUUAAAUUACCUUGCAUGGGUGUUAAAUUAGUUCCUUCUUUUUUUUUCUUUUUUUUUUUUUGGGUAUUAUUUUGGUUUGCAUGGGUGUGGUUAAUUAAUUAGCGUCUUCUUCUUCUACUUCUUCUCGUUGUUAUUACAAUCAAUGUACCGCGAUUUCAGAUUUUCUCUGAUGACAAGAGAUAUAUGAUCAUAUGGCUUGAAUUGGGUUUUUCUUA